This is a messenger RNA of Brenthis ino (lesser marbled fritillary), 729 nucleotides long. Lineage: Eukaryota; Metazoa; Arthropoda; Insecta; Lepidoptera; Nymphalidae. The record is from the annotation of a GenBank genome assembly.
AUGGUGUGUUUGAGUGCAUUAUUGCUACUUGUAUUUACAACGAGUGUCCUUUCUGAUGGAGAAUCCUUACUUAUAGCCUGUUCAAUAGAUGAUACAGAAUGCCUCAGCAAAACUACACAGCAAUUUUUGGAAAAAACCUGCAAAGGCAUACCAGCUUAUGACAUAAAGGCUAUCGACCCUUUGUUCAUACCAAAUCUAGACAUUAACCUCAGUGAAAAAGCGGACACGGUAUUGCACUUCAAAAAUCUUAAUGUCACCGGACUGAAGGAUCAACAAUUUUCGGAAUUAAAGAUGGACACUAAACAAAAAUCUGUUGUACUGCAAACUCGAAUGAACUUAAAUAUAGUUGGAGAUGUCACCAUAGAGCUUAGUAAAGGCUCUAAAUCGUUUUCUGGUGCUUAUACAAUUAAAGGAACUGCAUUAGGAACAACAAGAUACGGAUACGACUACAAGUUUGAUGAUAAAGGUGUGGAACAUUAUGAAGUUGGACCGGAAACAACAAGUUGUCAAGCUGUGAGUGACCCAGAAGUAAUCGUAAGUCCCGAAUUAAGCGAAGCGUUAGAAUCAGAUAAAGAACUUAAGGAAAGAAAACAGAAAUAUAGCGCCAAAAAGAAGGAAAUUCAGAGAAAUGUAUUGUGUAAAAUAGUAGAAAAAGCAUAUAUUACUGUCGUGCACAACAUCCGAGCUGCUGCAAAAGUUUUGCCAAGAACUGCAUUUAUAAAAGAUGAU